This is a messenger RNA of Colletotrichum orchidophilum, 528 nucleotides long. RefSeq lists its product as uncharacterized. The coding region runs from base 1 to 528 and encodes 175 amino acids. NCBI's taxonomy places the organism in Eukaryota, Fungi, Ascomycota, Sordariomycetes, Glomerellales, Glomerellaceae. The transcript has a single exon. The record is from RefSeq and is a predicted model, not a curated record.
AUGGCGGCCGGCGACCGUUGGUAUUUAGUACCCCAACCAACCGACUUCACAUUGGUGCUCGAUCGAAUCUACAGAAGAGGCAUCAAAUACUCGAGCUCGAACCUGUUGCGCCUCACCUUUGAUGGAUACUUCCGCAUCUUAUGCCUCUGGGAUGGCGAGGAACGCUUCAUUCGAGAAGAACCUGCCGAAAGUCAAAGUUUCAGAACCUGGCGCAAGAACAACCCCAAUUGGGUCGAAGAGUUCCGCAUGCGAGCUUGCAAAGCUGGCUACUGGAAUCCAAUUAGGAAUGAUCUCCGACAUACCAUAUUCUACGACGGACAGUACUUCAAGCCUGUCAAUGGAAAUGAGGCCGCAGAGGCGUUUUCACGUAAUCCCCAGCCUGACCACGCCAAACUGCAUGCCACGCCCUCUUUGGAGUGGCCUUUGUGUCAGACUCCGUGGGUGCCACCCCUGGGACGCGAUGUCCUCGUCAGCACCAUCAACCCGCAUCUUAAUGACCCACCCCCUGAUUUUGACCAGAAGGUUUAG